This is a messenger RNA of Larimichthys crocea (large yellow croaker), 2406 nucleotides long. RefSeq names its product membrane progestin receptor alpha-B-like. Gene Ontology annotation, cellular component: plasma membrane. Bases 160 to 1218 code for a protein of 352 amino acids. The transcript has 2 exons. Gene Ontology annotation, molecular function: nuclear steroid receptor activity; steroid binding. Gene Ontology annotation, biological process: response to steroid hormone. Lineage: Eukaryota; Metazoa; Chordata; Actinopteri; Sciaenidae. The record is from RefSeq and is a predicted model, not a curated record.
CAGCUUGACGCUUUCUUCUCACCUCAGAGUCAAUCUGUUGAAUAUUUGGUUCUGCGGGCGGAGGAGGAGGAAGAGUUCACUUCCAGUGCGGACCCUGAAAGGAAGCGAGCGAUCAGCACCAGGAACCACCCAGUGUGCAUCACUCAGUCACUGACAGCUAUGGCGACGAUUGUAAUGGAGAGAAUUGGGCGAGUGUUCAUCAGCCUGCAGCAGAUCAGGGCGGUUCCUCGGAUGCUGACCGAGGCGGCGCCCUCCAUGCCCGGCACUGUGAGAGACACUGAAGUUCCCCCUUACUUCAGGGAGCGCUACAUCAGCACUGGCUACCGACCGCUGAACCAAAACUGGCGGUACUACUUCCUUUCUUUAUUCCAGCGCCACAAUGAGACCAUCAACGUUUGGACUCACCUGCUGGCGUUUUUAAUUGUUCUGGUUAAAUUGCGGCAACUUGCCGAGACUAUGGACUUUGUUAGUGAUCAUCAUUCGUGGCCCCUGUUGGUCCUGAUCCUGUCCUCUGUGACCUACUCGGCAUUCAGUGUGGCAGCUCACCUACUGGGUGGCAAGUCUGAGCUGUGUCACUAUACCUUCUUCUUUCUGGAUUAUGUUGGGGUAGCACAGUAUCAGUAUGGCAGUGCUGUAGUUCACUUUUACUAUGCUGUAGAUGAAAGCUUGUACAGAUAUGUGCAUGGGAUCUUCAUGCCCAUUGCUACUGUUCUCAGCUGUCUGUCAUGUCUGGGUUGCUGCUAUGGCAAGUUCUGCAACCACACCCUACCGACAUGGGUGCGUAAGGUGGGCCAAGUGGUGCCCUCAGCGCUCGCCUAUAUCUGGGACAGCAGUCCUGUAAGUACAAGACUCAUGUCAUGGUCCACAGCCAGCGAUGACCCAGCUAUUAUCUAUCACUUUGGCCAGGUGGCUUUCUUCCUCAGCUGCGCCUUCUUCUUUACCUUCCCCGUGUUGGAGCGCUGCUUCCCUGGGCGGUGCGAUUUUGUCGGACAGAGUCAUCAGAUGUUUCAUGUUUUUCUAUCUUGCUGCACCCUGUGUCAGAUCCAUGCCUCCUACCUCGACUUCAUGGGCCGUAGGAACCUGUACUCACGUCUGCAUGGGAGCGGUGACGCCGCUCUCUUUGUUGGAUUGUAUCUGGUCACGUUGGUUUCAUGCAUUUUAAUAGUUGCCUUCAUGUUGAGGAAAGUGAAACAAAUGCUUGACUUGAAAGCCAAGUGAAAAUAAUAGAUUAGGUGUCGUAGGAUGGACGUGCAAAAGCAUUUAUGUGCCUUUCCUUCCAGACUUGCUGCUUUUCAAAAGGGAACAAAUUAUAUUUGCUGCCCGAUUGUAUUAUGAUGUUGGAAUUUGAGUAUUUGUCAUAACAUUUAGUAGCAUAUUACAGGUGAGAUAAUGAUGUUAGUAUUUUGGUACUUCUUUGUAUUAAACAUUUUGUAAUAACUCACAGUAUCUGCAUUUUUGUGCAUCAGCAAAGGCUGGAAACAAAACCAGAUUCCCAUAAUUUAUGACCACCUACAGCCAUUAAUAAGAUCACUGAUGUUACUGAUAAAAAUACAUGACAAGCAUCCGGAUUUGUUAGAUUAUCAGAUUGUUGGGAUUUAAAAAAAAAAAAAAAAAUCCAACAAUACUGGAAUAAUUUAUGGAAUAACAUGUAAACUCUGAUUUAAUUUGUAUAUUUUGAAAGUGAGAUUUUGUUACCAAAAACUAAUGAACUUUUAGAUUUUUAUUAUUUGAAAAAAAGAAGUUAAUUAUUGAAAUAGUUUAAAGGUGAUACACUGCUCAAAACUUGUUAAAAAAUGUACUUCAUAACUGAAGUUAGGCCACUGUAACAUAGCGACAUUGAUGAAACCGCAGUGUGAUAACAUGUUAGGACAUGUCGUAGUGCCUUUUGGAAAAAUUGGUUGCACGUUUGCACAAGUUGGUGCUGAUUUUUAACUCCUUAAUGGCAACAGAUAAUGGCACAGUGUGCAGAUUCAUCAAAAGCUAAAGGAUUCAGGUGGAUUUAUACAUGUAGGUUUGAAAUCUUUGAAGCAACAUGAGAUAUUUUUCAUUGCCAGUCUGAGAUUUUAACCUUUUUUUUGUUAUCGUCGUUCUAUUCAAGUCUUAAUUCCAUGAAUAUGUCUUUGUUUAGACAUGCAGUAUAUCCUGUAUCAUAUACUGCAUGUCUGUAUGAUGUACUGUAUAUUAAGAUGUCAGCAGUCAGCAUCACUGUGAUUGUGCCUUUUGAAUCACAAGGGAAAAGAGAGUGUGGGUGUUACAUGAGUGUACUAAUUAAAUGUAAAGGUACUUUGAAGUGUAUGAAUGUAUGUCUUUGGGAAAUAAUAAUGUCUACUACUGACCAAGAUGUAAAGACAUUGGGAUUGAGUUAAAUAAACAUCUCUUGGAGACAGAGUCUGUAUUGUUUUAAAA